Molecule: messenger RNA, 3063 nt
Organism: Salvia hispanica
Lineage: Eukaryota; Viridiplantae; Streptophyta; Magnoliopsida; Lamiales; Lamiaceae
Product: receptor-like protein 40
Molecular function (GO): protein binding
Source: RefSeq, a predicted model, not a curated record
UAUAUCAAUCUUCACAAUGCUUCCAAAUUUGCUCUUCAUUUGUAUACUUUCCUCCAUUUUCACUCAUUCCCAUAGCCAAUGCCUUCCCAAUCAGCAAACCAUUUUGCUUCAACUCAAAAAGGAGUUGAUAUUCAAUUCCACCAUUUCAACAAAACUGGUGCAAUGGAACCAAAGCGACGAGUGGCACGGUGUGGAAUGCGAUGCAGCAGGCAACGUCGUGAGCCUGCAGCUCGACCAUGAGGCUAUCUCCGGUGGAAUGGAGGACUCAUCGAGUCUCUUCAAACUCGUGUAUCUCCAGAAGCUUAACCUCGCCUACAACGACUUCAGCAUCCUUCCCAUUCCAAAAGGUAUCCCCAAGCUCACCUACUUGACACACUUGAAUUUGUCAUAUGCUGGUUUCGAUGGCCAAGUUCCAUCCGAGAUUUUGUCGUUGGGGAGAUUGGUCAGCCUUGACAUGUCGAACGAGUACACCUCUUUAACGCUCGAGCACCCAAAUCUGGAGAUGCUUCUCCAGAAUCUAACUGGGCUUAGAGAGCUCUAUCUUGAUGGUGUAGGCAUUCUUUCGUCACAUGAAAAGACGAAAUGGAGCCACAUCAUUUCAUCUUAUGCACCCAACAUCACGCGUCUGAGCAUGCGUUUUUGCUUGCUCUCUGGCCCUCUGGCUAAGUCCUUCUGGAAACUGCGUUUCCUUUCUGUUCUUCGACUAGAUUCCAACGAUCUUUCCACAGUAGUUCCGGACUUGUUUGCCGGUUUUACGAGUUUAACCACCUUGAGCCUUAUUGGCUGCCAGUUGAAUAGCUCUUUUCAUAGUAAGCUGUUUCAGAUUCCUUCUCUGCAGAAUGUUGAUUUAUCUGAAAAUUCGCUUAGCGGAAGCAUAGGUCCAUUUCUUGGCACUGGAUCUUUCGAGUCACUAGUGUUAACUAGAAAUAACUUUUCCGGUUCGAUACCAAGUUCCAUUGGCAAUCUCGAGAAUCUGUCCAUGCUAGACUUGUCUUUUUGCCAAUUCUCCGGGACAAUCCCUUCCACCUUCGCUAACCUAACCAAACUAGUUCAUGUCGACUUGCAGUAUAAUCUCUUCACAGGUUCAAUUCCUACCGCGCUGUUUGAAGGUCUUUCCAAUCUUUCUUAUCUGCGGUUGAAUUCCAAUUCUUUCUCCGGUCACAUUCCCCACUCGCUCUUUGCUCUACCGUCGAUGAAAAGGCUUCAUCUCAAGAGUAACAAAUUUACUGGACUAGUUGAAGAGUUUCCCAUUGUAAAUGUUUCCAGCAUGGUUUUACUAGACUUGAGGGAUAAUCGGCUCGAAGGGCCUAUUCCCAGCUCUCUGUUCCAGCUUCAGAGCCUCGAGUUGUUGCUGCUUUCCGGAAACAUGUUCAAUGGAACUGUUCAACUAGACAAGAUUCGAGACCUUGCCAAUCUUACAAGCCUUGAUCUGUCUGGCAACAACUUGUUAGUAGAUGGUGGCGACGACAAUUCUAGUACGUAUGGACCUUCACGGAUACAAGACUUGUCGCUAGGUUCAUGUAACUUGCGUGUUAUCCCGGGAUUCUUGAAAGAUUCCGACAUAAGGAAUCUGGACCUCUCAGACAAUCGGAUUGUUGGAGGGAUCCCUAGUUGGAUUUGGGAGAAACAACUUAAGGGAUUGGAUUUGUCUCUCAAUCUUUUUACAGAUUUGGAAAAGCCUUACCAUAUCCCGGCUUCUCUCGAGAAACUAGACUUGCACUCGAACCAGCUUAAGGGCGACCUGCAGCGGUUCGUUCCACCUAACAUUACAUCGAAUCUUGAAACCUUGUUACUUGGAAACAAUAGUUUUAGUGGAACUAUUCCAACUUCCCUUUGCAAUGUCUCAUCCCUCUUUGCUAUCGACUUGUCUUCUAAUAACUUGAGUGGCAGUAUACCGCCCUGUCUAAUCGAAAACAUCCUUGAGUUGGAUCUAGGGCGAAACAGCCUCAGUGGUGGUAUCCCGGAUAAUUUCCCUACCACUUGCCUCCUAAACUAUCUCGAUCUUCACAACAACACUUUAGAAGGGAAAAUCCCGAGGUCCCUCAAAGGCUGUGAGUCGUUGGCGUUUUUGAAUAUCGGGAACAACAUGAUCAACGACACGUUCCCAUGCAUACUCCCGCCGAGCUUGCAUGUUCUUGUUUUGCACACCAAUAGAUUCCAUGGCGAAGUGAAGUGUCACAAGGACUGGCCAGAGCUUCAGAUUCUGGACAUAUCUUCAAAUAAUUUCAGCGGACGUCUGGAGUCGGUGAACUUCAGUAGCUGGAAGAGAAUGACAGAGUUGCAAGGCGACGACGAUACAAGCCUCUUCACAAGUGGUGUGAUCAUAACCAUGAAAGGCAUGCCUAGGGAGUAUGGUGGCAUUUUGUCAGACUUUGGCACUAUUGAUUUCUCUUCCAAUGAUUUUCAAGGACAAAUACCGGAUGCGGUUGGUGAUCUUAUCUCGCUUCACCAGCUUAACUUCUCCCACAAUGCGGUCUCUGGAAGCAUCCCAAAGUCGCUUGGUAAAAUGGGGAUGCUCGAAUCGCUUGACCUCUCUUACAACCGGCUAACAGGGCGGAUACCAGCAGAGAUCGGAGGGCUAACUUUCCUCGGAUUCUUGAAUCUCUCCUACAAUGAUCUGGGUGGGCAGAUCCCGAAUGGCCCUCAGUUGCAAAAUUUUCAAGCUGAUUCGUUCAGAGGGAAUCCGAAGCUGUGUGGUUUUAAUCUCAACGUAACAUGCAUUCGCAGCGAUAACAAUGAUUCAUCUGAGCAUGAAAAUGUGGAAGAUAAGAGGGAGGUUGAGUGGAAAUAUGUAUUUGCUGCGCUUGGAUUCGUUGUGGGCGUAGGAAUCGUUGUCUGGCUACUUUUGUUUUGUCGAAGAUUCAGAGAGAAAUACUUCAACAAAAUAGAUGAUAUUGUUGAUGGUGUGUUUGAAGCCAUAAACAAGAGAAGACAUGUCAAGACAUAGUUUACUAGCAAUUUUUGUGUGUUUUUGUAUGACUGAAAAGAGUUUUUAAGCUAUAUGUUCUUGGAGUAUGCAGUCUUCAAUCAAACUAUUCAAUUCCCCAUACUUUCUUUCCUAUA